Molecule: messenger RNA, 2252 nt
Organism: Podospora pseudopauciseta
Lineage: Eukaryota; Fungi; Ascomycota; Sordariomycetes; Sordariales; Podosporaceae
Exons: 2
Coding region: 432-2045 (537 amino acids)
Molecular function (GO): monooxygenase activity; heme binding; oxidoreductase activity, acting on paired donors, with incorporation or reduction of molecular oxygen
Source: RefSeq, a predicted model, not a curated record
GUUGAAGCGGGGAGCGGCGUGGCACAUGCAAACGUGCAAUGUCACCACUCCCACGAGGUCGAGAGGACAGUCCGAAACGAGGGGUGUGUGUUGCAGCAGACUGAGCCGCACAUGCACCGAUAGGUGUGUGGAUUCUCCACCUCGCCGUCGCCUUGCUUCGCACCAGUAAAUAGAAGCAUAUGGCUCGGGUCAUCCAGCUGCUGUGACUGAUAGGCGGAAACAGGUCGGCGGAUGCGCCCGUGGUUCUCGUGGGCCUUAUUCCGGGCUGCAAAGAGUGUUGUUGGAUGACAUGAUUGCUAUGCUCCGGCGGGAGGAUCUGGUGCGAACCAUGGUGCCACCUGCCUCUUUUUAAACAUAAAUUUCGGCCUCUUCGGAAGUGUCUUGUUCCUUUCCAACCCUGACAUCUUCUUGCCGGGCAAAUCGUCAGCACCAUGGAUAUCGUCAACAGGUCCUUCGCCAGUGUACUCCCAGAGGGUAGAUCACUGCCCGCCGGGGGCAUUGACUCCUCCACCUUCCAAUUCUCAUCUUCCAUUGCAACUGCCAUCCUCUGUGGCCUCACACUCUGGUACUGGUGGGCAAUCACCAAGGCGAAGGCCUCCCGGGACUUCAUCGACGGCAAUUACAACUUCGAUGCCCCCAUCAUCGGUCCCAAAAAUGCUGUCCUGGGCCGUCUAGCCUUCUUCCGCAAUGGCCCAAAGUACAUCGCCGAGGGCUAUGCCAAGUACAAAGACACCUUCUUCAAGGUAUCGGGCAAUGAUCUGCUGAUCGUCCCCAACAAGUACCUCCAAGAGCUGGCCUCCAUGCCCCCUGAGAAGCUCUCUCUCAACACCGCCAUCGUGGACGCCUUCCAGCGCCUCCACUCCAUCACCAAUGUCAUCACCGACCACAGUCUCCAAACUCGCAUGCUCAAUGCUCGUCUCACCCCCAGACUGGGUCUCCAAGUACCGGCAGUCCAGGAGCAGUUCAAGAAGUACCUUCCCGUCGAACUCCCUGCGAAUUCCACCACAGAAUGGACCAGCAUCAACGCCCUUCACUUGGCCAGGAGAAUGGUCCACCGCGGAGUAGCCACCCAGUUCGUCGACGAGCUCAAGGAGAACGAAGAGUAUAUCCAGACCGCCAUCAACUACUCAGAACACGGUUUCAAGCACAAUUUUGCCCUUCGCCUCUUCCCCGACUUUUUCAAGCCGAUUGCCGCCCAGUUCUCUCCAACUUCAUGGGGUGUUGACGCCGCACUCCGCAAGGCCAGAAAGAUGCUCAUCCCCCUCAUCCAGAAGCGUCGCGUCCUCGAAAAGGAUCCUGACUAUAAGAAGCCAGAGGACUUCUUGCAGUACCUUAUGGACGGCGGAAUUGCGGAAGGCGAUAGCGACGAGAUCACCGUCCAGAGAUUGAUGGUGACGUAUCUCGGUUCCGGCCCGUCCACCAUCAUUGCCGUGGCCCAGCUCCUGUUUGAUCUCUGCGUGCACAGCGAGUACGUCGAGGUGCUGAGGGAGGAGAUUAUCCAAGUCUUGACUGAACACAACGGGUUCACUCACACCGCCCUGGCCGAGAUGAAGAAGCUGGACAGCUUUAUGCGUGAGUCGCAGAGGCUCAGUCCGCCUACUCUUUUGGGCUUCAACGCCAUAGUCCGCUCCGACAUCGUCCUCCACGACGGUGUCGUUCUCCCCAACGGCUGCCACAUCCAAAUGGCCACCUACGCCAUCGGCAUGGACCCGGAGAAGAACGGCCCCGACCCCGAGAAGUUUGAUGGUUUGCGCCAGUACAACAAGCGGAAGCUCCCAGGCCAGGAGAAGAUCCACCGGUUUACUACUACUGCUGACAACAACCUCCAUUUCGGGCACGGCAAGAUUGUGUGCCCGGGGAGGUUUUUUGCUGAUCACUCGAUGAAGAUGAUUGCGGCGAACAUUCUGUUGAGAUAUGACUUGCAGUUCCCCGGGGGUAAGAAGGAGAGGCCGGGGAAUACGAGUAUGUAUGAUGUGUUGAUUCCGGACUUGGGGACGUGUGUUGAGUUUAGGUUGAGGGAGGAUGCGGGGAGGUGGAAUUGGUAGAGUCCUGUCUGAGAUUGUUAGCGCGACAUGCAUGUUUGAAGUGUCGGGUUGAGGUUGUUGAUCGGCUGGGAAAGAGACCAUUGGGAGGAAGGGUAAAUGUAGACAAAUAGGGGAAAAAAAAGAUGAAUUUCCAUAUGACUGGAGUAGUUAAGCCACGGUUAGUAUUUUUGGUGAUACUAAGAAUGGGACUCGAGGUGAAAGUAAAAG